Molecule: messenger RNA, 807 nt
Organism: Colletotrichum chrysophilum
Lineage: Eukaryota; Fungi; Ascomycota; Sordariomycetes; Glomerellales; Glomerellaceae
Exons: 1
Coding region: 1-807 (268 amino acids)
Source: RefSeq, a predicted model, not a curated record
AUGCUUGCAGCGCCAACUGACAAGCGGGUCUCGGCCCCAAUGCAGAUCAUUGUCGUUGUCAUCAGCUACACCAUCUGGGUCUCCUUACUCUUUUACGGGCUAUAUCUACGAAAAAAGGAGAAGACGUGGUUUUAUGUGAUCAUUGCUUUUGCUGCGGGGUUUGGUGGGAUGUUUGAGCCGAUUUACGACAAUGCGCUGAUGCUCUACUUCUACGGCCCCGGCCAGUGGACAGCCUUCACCUCAAUGGGCGUGCCGCAACCCGUGUGGGUGUACAGUGGCUACGCAACUCUCCACGGCACUGUCUCCGUCUUUUUAAACCGAAAAAUUGCCAGCGGCAUCAAACGUCGCCUCUUCUUUCGGUACGCCGUCAUAGAGCCCGCUAGCUCGUGUCUCUUCGAGAUUGUCGUCAUCAACGGCGGAGUAUACGAGUACUGGGGACCCCACGUGCUCCGGAUCUUCAAGUACCCUAUUGUCAUUGGCAUCCUGGAAACCGUCCAAGUCAUGUUUUACAGCGUUGCUGUCGCCAACUUGCGCGCCAAAACCGAUCGUGCCGUUUACCACUUCUUUGGAGCGUUGCUCAUAUUUCCCAUCACCUUCAUGGCUGCGAACAUCGGGGUCGGAGCGCCACUGAUCAUCAGCCUUCAUUCAUCUAUCCAAACUGAGGCUUUAGUCACAUUGGGCACAGUGGCAUCCAUCUUGGGCUCCGUUAUCGCUAUCCUGGCUCUCCCAGCUAUGAUCCCUGGAAUUGAGGAGGGAGUAAAACUACCAACACACCUGUCGGUAUCCAAUACCCAUAUCGAGGCUUAG